This is a messenger RNA of Maylandia zebra (zebra mbuna), 3749 nucleotides long. NCBI's taxonomy places the organism in Eukaryota, Metazoa, Chordata, Actinopteri, Cichliformes, Cichlidae. The record is from RefSeq and is a predicted model, not a curated record.
GUCCAGAAAACCAAAUCCUGCUUUAUGGGACUGGCCAGUGCUCUCUUUACUGACACCUUAACUGUGGACAAGCCCGGAGCAAAGAAAUAUUUCCAAAACCAAGGAGGCAUGUUCCUGUCUACAAUAAUGAAUAAGUUAGGAUGUGUGAUUCUCCUUCGUCCAGAGAUUGAAGAGGAAGAAGAAGAAGAAGUAGAGAAUUAUGGAGGAGAAACUACCCUGUGCAGAGUGCAGACCAACAGCGGAGUACUGAUUUCUGUCAGUAAGGUGGACAUCUGCAGCUUUGGUGUGGACGCUGUGGUCAAUGCAGCUAAUGAGGACUUAGACCACAUUGGUGGCCUGGCUUUGGCACUGCUAAAGGCUGCAGGACCACAGCUGCAGAGAGAAAGCAGCGACUACGUUGCUAAAAAUGGACGUCUACGUCCUGGUGACGCCAUCAUAACAGAUGCAUACAACCUGCCUUGCAAACAUGUUGUCCAUGCAGUUGGUCCACGAUUCUCUGAAUUUGACAAGAAGACGUCAGUGUCACGCCUGAAGACUGCCGUUAGAGAAAGUCUGAGACAAGCAGAGAUGGCCAACUGCUCCAGCAUUGCACUGCCAGCGAUCAGCUCGGGCAUCUUUGGUUUCCCUGUUGACCUCUGUGCUGAGACCAUAGCCCAGGCAGUUCGGGAGCACUGUGACAGCCCACAAGGUCUGAGAUCAUUAACUGAGAUUCACCUGGUGGACAACAACGAUACGACCGUCAGAGUCAUGGCCACAGCUGUGAGCAAGGAGUUCUCUGACCUCGGACCUACCAUGACCAUCCCACAGCAAGCAGGCGGGAAACGAACAGGAGCUUCAGGUGGAUAUCACCAAGGUCAAGGCAAACAAGGUCAGAGCCAGUCACAUGGUGCCAGCUGGUCUGAAACAGGAGGAAGAGGAGGAGGACGAGGAGGAGGAAGAGGACGAGGACGAGGAGGAGGACAAGGAGGAAGAGGUGAAUCUUGGGGAAAUCAUCAGGGUAACAGGGGAGGCCAAAGUCCCAAGCAACACACCAGCCACGGAGAGCACGGAGGGUUGGAGCAGACCACGGCUGAGGGAUUGAAGAUCAUUCUGUGCAGGGGAAACAUUGAGGACCAGACUACUGAUGUCAUCGUCAACACCAUCUCAGAGGACAUGAAUCUGAGGCAGGGAGCUGUGUCCAAAGCCAUCCUGUCAGCGGCUGGAGGCAGUCUGCAGGACGCCAUCUACUCUGAAGCCAGAAGGGACACACUGCGAGACGGGGAAGUCGUCAUCACUGACGGCUACAACCUCACAUGUCUCAAAGUCUUUCAUGCUGUUUGUCCAUCCUGGGACAACGCAGGUGGCCAGGCAGAGAAGUUAACGUCCAUCGUCAGAUACUGUCUGGUGGAGGCUGAGAAACGUCAGAUGGCAUCGUUGUCCUUCCCAGCCAUCGGGACAGGACACCUGAGCUUCCCCAGAGCCCUGGUGUCCAAACUCCUGCUGAGAGAGAUCCGCUCGUACAGCAGCAGCAGAAAUCCUCGCUGUCUGAGAGAGGUGGUCAUCGUCGUUCACCCCAGUGACAGCCAAACCGUGGAUUGUUUCUCCAGGGAGUUCACUGGUCAGGGUGCUGCAAGGAACAUGCAGCAUGAAGCACGUGAUUUUAGUGAGUUACCAGGCAAGUUACCAGCUCAUCAAUCCGCCAGCCAAUCACAACACUCCUCAGCCUCCUUCGGUCCAGUCCUGUCCACCUCCCUCGGUGUGUACCAGAUGCAGAUGGGUCAGCUCACCCUUGAGGUGUCAUCUGGUGACAUCACCAAAGACAUGAGUGAUGUCAUUGUCAACUCCUCGAAUAAAACCUUUAACCUUAAAGCAGGAGUCUCCAGGGCGAUCUUGGAAGGCGCUGGAAUAGCAGUUGAGCUGGAGUGUGCUCAGAUUGUGUGUUCCGUGGGUCAGCCUCAUGAAUUGAUCCUGACAUCAGCCAGGCACCUGCCCAGCGGGGACAUCAUUCACGUCAUCGGCCAGAACGACCCUGAAAACAUUAAAGACAUGGUUUACUCGGUGCUGAAGGUCUGUGAGGAGAACAAGUUCAGCUCUGUGGCCUUCCCAGCCCUGGGAACAGGUCAGGGAGGGGUCAGCCCUUCAGCGGUGGCUGAUGCCAUGGUGGAUGCAGUGGUGGAGUUUGUGAGGAAGAAACAGCCGAGGUUUGUUCAGAGUGUGAAGAUCCUGAUCUUCCAGACGGUCAUGCUGAACCACUUCCACAUGAGCAUGAAGAAGAGACAGGGAGAGACGGUGGAGGAGAAGAGUGUCUUUGACAAAUUCAAAGCAAAAAUUCGUCAAGUCGCUUCAGUUCUGGGAUUCGGGUCAGAAGAGUCCAGCCCUGUUGACUUAGUUCUGGAGAGGGAAGAGUUUGAGCCCACAGUGUUUCAGCUGUGUGCCGACGACAACAAGGCUCUGAGUCAAGCCAAGAAAAGGAUUAAUGACCUGAUUGUUGCCGAGCAGGCACAGAAAACCAUCUCUGACCCGUUCAUUAGUCAGCUGUCACAGGCUGACAUGGAGGAGCUGAAGGCUCUGCAGAGGAAACUGACGGUCAGCAUCCGUCUGGACAAAGGAGCAGAGGACCAGGACCCCGAGAUCCACCUGGAGGGUCUGACCAGAGACGUGUUCACUGCUGAGUCUGCAGUCAGGGACAUCAUCCGAAAGGUGGAGAGGGCGGAGAACUCAAAGAGACAGGCUUUGUUAGUGAGUAGCCUGGUAGAGUGGCAGUUUAUAGACCGCAGUGGCUCAAUGGUGCCGUUUGAUAUUUACACCAACCUCAAACUGGAGGAGGCGCUAGAGAAGAAACAAAAGGUGAAGAUCAAGAUCAAUGAUGAAACGUACACCGCUGAUCCAGGACUUAGAAAAGCAGUUACAGCAAAGAGGCGUAAUGUAGAGCUUCUUCGGAAAGACCUUAAAGAUGACAGCGCUCUGCCUUCUUGCUGGGAGGACAUGAAAGGAGACCUUGUGAAGUUGUUUGCUCUGACUCCAGGAGCUCAGGAAUACGACGACGUGGAGCAGGAACUGACAAAGACCGGACUUUAUCUUAACAUCAUCAGUAUUGAACGUGUGCAAAAUCCAGCACUGUGGCAGAACUACCAGAUCCUGAAGAAACAAAUGGAGACAAAGAAUAAACACACAAACAACGAACGGCUUCUGUUUCACGGCACCACUGACACCUCCAUCCAUCUGAUCAACAGCAAAAGCUUCAACCGCAGCUACGCAGAAAAACAUGGUGCGAUGUACGGCAAUGGCUCUUACUUUGCUGUGGACCCUAGCUAUUCAGCAGGGAACUACGCCACGCCCGACACCAAUGGACACAAGCGAAUGUACCAGGCCAGAGUUCUAGUUGGAGACUACGCCCAAGGACGAAAAGGCAUGAUCACCCCUCCCCCCAAAUCUGGGAGUGCCUCAGACCUGUAUGACAGCGUCACAAAUAACACUGCUAAACCAACCAUGUUUGUGGUCUUCAAGGAUAUCCAGGCCUACCCAGAAUACCUAAUUACAUUUACAUGAAGUGCCAUACUCCCACUGUGCAACACGUCUCAGGAAAAAAAAUGACCUGUAAUAUAUGUUGAGUUCAAAUUCAGUCAGCAAAAAAACAUUUCAAAUAAUAUAAAAAGACUCUUUGAAAAGGCCUUUGCUAUUCUAGUUUAUCCUCUUUCAGAUUUCACAUUGUAUUUUAAAUCUGUUCAAAGGGUUUUUAAAGAAACAUUAAAGUAGCACUCCAACAAAUU